CUCGCGCUCGCUCCCGCAGAUGAACUCAGUCAGCAGAGCAGGUCCUCGUAUCCAACCCUGUUUAUUCUCUCGGAGCUGCGUCGUGUUGCCCUUAAAAAUCCCAGUGCGGCUUCAUUUCGCGGGUUUCUGCAGGAAUUUGCGGCCGUUUCGCAGGAGCCGCGCUGAAUUCCACCGGACACCGGUCGCGCUCCCCGGUUGCUGCAGGGACGGCGAAUCCUUUUUUUCAACUUUCAACACGAUCUUUGCUCAAAGUCCCGAAACAAAGCGCUGGGACAGGACGGAAGGUUAACGGAUUGCUCCCGGGAAAAGCGUGUUCCCAACCCACUGCGUGCUCCCCCGCUGUCGCCAUGAGCGCGUGCAGCAGGAAGGCCCUGACAUUGCUGAGCAGCGUCUUUGCAAUCAGCGGCCUGGGGCUGCUGGGAGUGGCGGUGAGCACAGACUACUGGCUGUACCUGGAGGAGGGCGUCAUCCUGCCUCUGAACCAGAGCACGGACAUCAAGACGUCGCUGCACUCGGGACUGUGGAGAGUGUGCUUCCUGGCUGGCGACGAGUCCGGCCGCUGCUUUACCAUCGAGUACGUGAUGCCCAUGAACGUCCAGCUGACGUCAGAGUCCACAGUGAACGUGCUCAAGAUGAUCCGCUCAGCGACGCCGUUCCCUCUCGUCAGCCUCUUCUUCAUGUUCAUCGGUUUUGUCCUCAACAACAUCGGACACGUCCGCCCCCAUCGCACCAUCCUGGCCUUCGUCUCUGGCAUCUUCUUCAUCCUCUCAGGUCUGGCUCUGGUGGUGGGUCUGGUGUUGUACAUCUCCAGCAUAAAUGAUGAAAUGUUGAAUCGGACUAAAAGCAGCGAGGCCUUUUUCACCUACAAGUACGGCUGGAGCUUCGCCUUCGCUGCCAUCUCCUUUCUGCUCACCGAGAGUGCCGGUGUCAUGUCCGUCUACCUGUUCUUGAAGCGAUACACAGCGGAGAUCUACCAGCCCCGUCACCCCAGCUUCUACCGCCCCCGUCUCAGUAACUGCUCCGACCAUUCGGGUCAGUUCCUGCACCCAGAGGCGUGGUCACGCGGGCGCAGUCCCUCCGACAUCUCGAGCGAAGCGUCGCUCCAGAUGAGCGCCAGCUACCCUGCUCUCCUCAAGUGCCCCGAAUAUGACCAAGUCUCCUCCUCCCCCUGCUGAGGGGUCAGAGGUCACAGCGGGGGCCCCGUAAAGGCCGCUAAAGAGUCACAGAACCUCCCUUAAGGUCCAAAGACCAGUUGUGGGCAAGAAAAUGAUACAGCUUAGAUAAAAACUGAGUUUGACGUUCUGAGAAAGUCACGUCGACUGUUACUCAUGGACUCGUUCCUGUUACGCUGGGUGUGAUGUUCAUAGGGUGAUGUUCAUAGGGUGAUGCUGACUGGGAAUAUAAUGUGGUCUAAAGUUCUACAAACAAUAAUACACGUGUGUCGCUUUGUUUUUUUGAUUCUGUUUACAUUGUAGCUAAAAAGAAAAAAUGUGGGGUAUUACAUUAUGUCUUGUAGCUGAGCGUUUUAGCUUCCAGUGCCUGAUAAACAUUUCUUUUUGUAAAUAGAGUCAGUCAAGAUUCAGAUUUGUUUCACACACAAACACUGGAUACUCCAUAUAAAAAUGUAAAAAUGUUUGUGUUUAAUAAAUACAUGUUUGUUGAUGGUGAAGCUACAGAUGUUUUAUACAAUGUCUGUAGACAGGUUGAAUAAAUGUUAAAUAAAUAUCACCAGCUCCUGUGGA
Messenger RNA from Betta splendens (Siamese fighting fish), 1742 nucleotides. RefSeq names its product calcium channel, voltage-dependent, gamma subunit 5b (gene cacng5b). Bases 348 to 1175 code for a protein of 275 amino acids. Gene Ontology annotation, cellular component: AMPA glutamate receptor complex; postsynaptic density membrane. Gene Ontology annotation, molecular function: channel regulator activity; voltage-gated calcium channel activity. The record is from RefSeq and is a predicted model, not a curated record. NCBI's taxonomy places the organism in Eukaryota, Metazoa, Chordata, Actinopteri, Anabantiformes, Osphronemidae. The transcript is spliced from 6 exons. Gene Ontology annotation, biological process: neurotransmitter receptor transport, postsynaptic endosome to lysosome; calcium ion transport; postsynaptic neurotransmitter receptor diffusion trapping.